Molecule: messenger RNA, 2781 nt
Organism: Psammomys obesus (fat sand rat)
Lineage: Eukaryota; Metazoa; Chordata; Mammalia; Rodentia; Muridae
Gene: Igsf11
Product: immunoglobulin superfamily member 11
Exons: 7
Coding region: 128-1417 (429 amino acids)
Biological process (GO): homophilic cell-cell adhesion
Cellular component (GO): cell-cell junction
Molecular function (GO): ionotropic glutamate receptor binding
Source: RefSeq, a predicted model, not a curated record
GCGAGCCCGGGAAGCCCGAGCCUGCCCCGAGCCUCGGCGGAGCGGCCUCGGCGCGUCCCGCUCGCUCCCCCGCCGCACCCCGCCGCCCCAGGACGCGGCGGACGGCGGCUCCCGCGGCGGCCCCGGCAUGACUCGGCGGCGCUCCGCUCCCGCGUCCUGGCUGUUGGCGUCGCUGCUCGGUGCCGCAGUGUCCCUCGAAGUGUCAGAGAGCCCUGGCAGUGUCCAGGUGGCCCGGGGCCAGACAGCGGUCCUGCCGUGCGCCUUCUCCACCAGUGCUGCCCUCAUUAACCUCAAUGUCAUUUGGAUGGUCAUUCCUCUCUCCAACGCAAACCAGCCUGAGCAGGUCAUUCUCUAUCAGGGUGGACAGAUGUUUGAUGGUGCCCCCAGGUUCCACGGGAGGGUAGGAUUUACAGGCACCAUGCCCGCUACCAACGUCUCCAUCUUCAUCAAUAACACACAGCUGUCAGACACAGGCACCUACCAGUGCUUGGUGAAUAACCUUCCAGACAGAGGGGGCAGGAACAUUGGGGUUGCUGGCCUCACGGUGUUAGUGCCCCCUUCCGCUCCAAACUGCCAAAUCCAAGGAUCCCAGGACAUCGGCAGCGACGUCAUCCUCCUGUGUAGCUCCGAGGAAGGUAUCCCUCGGCCCACUUACCUUUGGGAGAAAUUAGAUACCACGCUGAAGCUACCUCCAACAGCCACUCAGGACCAGGUCCAGGGAACAGUCACCAUCCGGAAUAUCAGUGCCCUGUCUUCCGGUCUGUACCAGUGUGUGGCUUCUAAUGCCAUUGGGACCAGCACCUGUCUCCUGGAUCUCCAGGUUAUCUCACCCCAGCCCCGAAGCGUUGGAGUGAUAGCUGGAGCUGUCGGCACAGGCGCAGUUCUUAUCAUUGUUUGCAUCGCACUAAUUUCAGGGGCGUUUUUCUACUGGAGAAGCAAAAAUAAAGAGGAGGAGGAGGAAGAGAUUCCCAAUGAAAUCAGAGAGGAUGAUCUUCCACCUAAAUGCUCCUCUGCCAAAGCAUUUCACACAGAGAUAUCCUCCUCAGAAAAUAACACAUUGACGUCUUCCAAUACCUACAACAGCCGAUACUGGAGCAACAACCCCAAAACGAAUAGAAACACAGAGUCAUUCAACCACUUCAGUGACUUAGGCCAGCCUUUCUCUGGCAAUGCUGUCAUCCCGUCCAUCUAUGCAAAUGGGAACCAUCUGGCCUCUGGCCCACACAAGACUCUGGUGGUGACAACCAACAGAGGGUCACCACCCCAGGUCAUGCCCAGGAACAACAACGGUUCCGUCAGCAGGAAGCCUUGGCCUCAGCACACACAUUCCGCCACCAUCAGCCAAAUGACCCUGGAGCGCAUCGGCGCAGUGCCUGUCAUGGUGCCUGCCCAGAGUCGGGCUGGGUCCCUGGUCUAGGGUGAUUGAGGACGCUGUGUUCAGAAGAGAAUGAAUGGGAUGCCUCCAGACAAGGGGGAGAGUGGGGCGGGUGAGUGCUGGAAAGGUAGACUUUUGUUACAGCUACAUUAGUAAAAAGUACAAAGAAGGGGAUGCUGUUCCCUGGCCACUGCAGUGUGUGAAGUGGCCUGGGCGUAUUCCGUCCUGAAGACUCAGAAAGACUAUUUUCCCACUAUAGUUGUCUUGAGACUCAGCUAAAAGAAAUGAAUGAAUCAAUAAACAAAUAAAUGCUGUAUCUCAAAAGAUGUGCCAAGCCAAGGAGAAUGCUAGAAACAGAACAGCACUCACGACCCAAACCGUGGUCCAGGUAGGCCGGUUCUUUACUUCUUGCCUAACUUAAUAAUUUUCAGGAGACUUAAAGUGCCAGGUGGAAUUUAAAUAUUGAAAUUAUUUUUUAAAAUAGGUGUCUUCAGAGAAAAACAAAACAAAACAAAAAACCCAGGAGCAAGCCCGUGGUAUGUGCUGCCUCUCCCACGCCCUUAUAAUGGUAAGGGCUUAAUGGUACUAUGGAUACAUUCCAACCCGGCUAGCUCCUUAUCGUAGAGGCAUAAUUGUACAGAACACAGGUCAGCUAGAAAUGGGGAAAAAGAUGAGGAAACUUUUUGUGAACACCCUGCACGCACACACACACACACAAACACACACUCACACACACUUAUUUAUUUACCUCUUCCUGAACCAUGAACUUCAUACUUGGGAUUUUGCUAUACUGACAGAUUCUUGUCUGUGUUACUCUGGGAUCUCUUACAGGUCCAUGGCAAUUACUGUUCAUGAUUUCCUGAAGAAAAAAUAUUUUUUUAAAAGAAAACUAUUUUUUUUAAAUACUCGGGAGACAGUGGACUAGAAAAGCAAGAACUUAACGCCUGGUCCAGUGAUUGUACUCAGUGACUCAGCGGAAGGCCCAUCAUGGAAGCCUUUUAGGGAGUAAGGUAGGCUGUGCUGAAAACCAGCCAAGUGGAGGCAGGUGGGAGGGCCUUUGCUAGCGGUGCCGGAAGGGGCUGUGUAUGGCAACCUUGCUGUCACAUGGGUCACUUUUAAUGAGGGCAGUGCCAGAUGCCUUUUGUACUGAGGAAGAUAAUUCCCUCUUGUUUGACAAGUAGAGGUUAGUAGGUUAUUGCAAAAAGGGCCAGAGGAGUUGUUUUGUUUCUUUCAUAAGAAUUUUUUUUCCCCAAAAGAAUAAUAAAGGUUAGACAGAUGGGGAUCUUCCAGUGUGCUCUUGGGGGUCUGCUCAGCAUUUGGAAAAUUUGGGUGUGCAGUUUUGCCUGAGCACAUUUUGCAUACCAAUGUAAAAAGACUCCCCCCCCCCUUUUUUUUUUUUUUUUUUU